This is a messenger RNA of Portunus trituberculatus (swimming crab), 5628 nucleotides long. RefSeq names its product histidine ammonia-lyase-like. Gene Ontology annotation, cellular component: cytoplasm. NCBI's taxonomy places the organism in Eukaryota, Metazoa, Arthropoda, Malacostraca, Decapoda, Portunidae. The record is from RefSeq and is a predicted model, not a curated record. The coding region runs from base 178 to 2211 and encodes 677 amino acids. Gene Ontology annotation, molecular function: histidine ammonia-lyase activity. The transcript has 18 exons. Gene Ontology annotation, biological process: L-histidine catabolic process.
GAUUUCAGUUACUCUGUAGUCCGUACUCCGCGCAGACCGCACUGACUCAGCUGUCACUCCCAAUAUACCCUUGGAGGAUGGGAGGCUCAUGGGCAUUCCGCGACGCAGAGUCCCCGCGACACACAGGCCCGUACCAAGAGUCGGGAGAAGAUACAUUUUGAGCACGACUAGACCAAGAUGAAGGUGUCAGUGCGUGUGAGAGGAGAGUGGCUGCAGGUUCCGUGCAAGACAGGUUCGGAGACCGUGGCUUGGUUGGGAGAAGAAAGUUUGAAGAGGUACAUGAAACUGAAGCCAGCGACGCACGUUCCGAACAAGGUCGAAAAAGUGGCAAGAGUUCGCAAGACGAGGGGAGGCGCCAUCCUGGACCCCUGCGAUCAUGUGGGCGAAGUUCUAGAUGACAACGACUUCGUAUCCGUAGUGCUGGACAGUGACCGGCCAAAUCCUGUGACGGAGAAAGCAGAAGUAAAAUACGUCACUGAACAACUUCCAGGCCGAUACACGGCCCCCGAAGAAUACUUAACUCUGGAUGGCGCCACGCUCACCCCAGAGGAUCUGAUGGCUCUGGGAAAAUGCUGCUACAAGAUUCGGCUGAGCCAGGAGGCGGAGGACGCGGUGAGGAAGUCGAGGGAACUUGUGGACAACAUCAUCAAGGAGAAGAAAGUUGUUUACGGCAUCACGACUGGCUUCGGAAAAUUUGCUCGCACUGUCAUUGCUGAGGAUAAGUUAGAAGAAUUGCAAGUGAACGUGAUUCGCUCCCACGCAGCUGGUGUGGGUUCUCCGCUUACUGCAGAGAAGACGCGGAUGUUGCUGGCGCUGCGAGUGAAUGUGUUGGCCAAAGGUUGCUCCGGGAUCAGCCCUGAGACCCUUCACCAGUAUAUUGACGCCUUCAAUGCCUCGUGUCUUCCGUGGGUGCCUGAGAAAGGAACCGUGGGCGCCUCAGGAGACCUCGCCCCACUCUCCCACUUGGCGCUGGGCAUGAUGGGGGAGGGCAAGAUGUGGAGCGCGAAGACUGGAUGGGGCAAUGCCAGAUACGUGCUUGAGGCCCACAACCUGCGGCCCAUUCAGCUGAGACCCAAGGAAGGCAUUGCGCUCAUCAACGGCACGCAACUUAUCACAUCCAUCACGGCGGAGGCGCUGGAGAGGGCGGAGACAGUGGCUAAGCAGGCGGACGUGGUGGCUGCCCUUACCCUGGAGGUGUUAAAGGGAACAUCACGAGCCUUUGACAGUGACGUACACAAGUUGCGUCACCAUAAAGGCCAGAACGAGGUGGCGAGAAGAAUAAGGGCGCUGCUUCACAAUGACACCUACCGCUCUGAAAUUGCAGAGUCCCACCGCUUCUGUGAUCGGGUACAGGACGCCUACACGCUUCGCUGCACGCCUCAGGUUCACGGCAUCGUUCACGACACCAUCAGUUUCGUCAGGAGUAUCAUCACAGACGAGAUGAACUCCGCCACAGACAACCCGUUGGUGCUGGUGGAGCGUGACGAAAUCAUCAGCGCAGGUAAUUUCCACGGGGAGUAUCCAGCCAAGGCGGCGGACUACCUGGCCAUUGGUAUUCACGAGAUUGCUAACAUGUCUGAACGCCGCAUUGAACGUCUUGUUAAUCCAGCCCUGAGUGAGUUGCCAGCAUUCCUGAUAAAAGAAGGUGGUCUUAAUUCAGGAUUCAUGAUACCCCACUGUACUGCGGCUGCCCUUGUGUCUGAGAACAAGGUGCUGACACAUCCUGCCAGCGUGGACUCCCUUACAACAUCGGCCGGCACAGAGGAUCACGUGUCCAUGGGAGGCUUUGCGGCGAGGAAAGCUUUGACGGUGGUGGAGAAUGUUGAGCACGUGAUUGCCAUUGAGUUGUUAGCAGCGUGUCAGGCCAUCGAGUAUCUGCGUCCGCUGAAGACCACCACGCCCCUCGAGGAAGUCAUCAGGGUCGUCCGCUCAGUGUCAGGCCCCCUGGAGAAGGAUCGCUUCCUCGCCCCGGACAUUGACGCCGUGACGGACCUACUCAAGGAAAACAAGAUCUGGCAGGCUGUCAAGAACCACAUCGAACACUACCACGCUGUACAGGACGUGGAGACACGGGUAUUCUCCCCUACCAUGAGUUUCGUGGGUCCCGGGCCGCUGCAAGUGAAGAGAGUAGCUGACAUAUCCAACGGAAGUCGAUCCAGGUCACCCGCCACACCGAAGCGCCAACGAACCUCCAGCAGAACCUCCAACUGACGGGCGCACCUUCACUAGACACCUGACGAAGGCUUGGCGUGGCUUGGCGUGGCUUGGCGUGGCUUGCCUCUCAUGUGUGUGUGUGUGUGUGUGUGUGUGUGUGUGUGUGUGUGUGUGUUGCUUAGCUCAUGGUCAAGUUAGUCUCUAUACUAGGGAAUGAUUUACUCCUUCAGUACUGGGACACAUUUUUACUUUGAGAUCUGUGUACGAUUAGACCAUUUUAUUGACAUUAGGAAGGAUCUACGGAGAUCAGAAUAUUAAUGGCCACAGUCUUCACUAUUUUAAUCUCCUACAUGAGUUUCUGAAGCUGUAUAAAGUCACCAAAUAGUAAGCAGAAUGAAUAUGGAAACGCGUCAUGGUACUGAAGGGGUUAAGUAACAGACAGCAGUGAUGAAGACUCGUUGUUGUUGUUUAGUUAGCUUAAAACUUGCAUUCCGGAGCACUGUUUUUGGCUUCCCUUGCUUCCUUUCCGUAGGUUCUAAGAUGAAGUUACUGAGAUCUACUUUAAGGGUUAGUUCGGUGAGUUUUCCACAACAUCAGCGGGAGAGUCACCCUUUUUAAGAAUCCGUCUGGUGUGGGAGUUUGGAAAUAGUUGGUAAGAGAUCCUCAGUGUUUUAGAUUUAGAAUACCGCCUCAGAACCAGCAGGACUCGCGAGUUGCUGAGCCAUAAAUGAAAACUCUGAUCUGGUAUAAGUUUGAGCCAUGCGUAUCAGUUUUUAUCUUUUUUUUUUUUUAUCUCUUGUGAUUCUUUCCGAGGAUCAUUACUUUGGUAUGCUGUCAAAAUUGUUCACUUGUUUUUUUUUUUUCCACGUUCACCAGUUUUCUUUUAGUUUUCCCUCAUGCAUUUCUUACAGUAGGUUGAGGUUUCCCCCAUAGCAUUUCCCCGUGUGUGUGCCAAGGAGGAGACGGCUAAGUGAUGCGAUACAUACACUGACAAAACAAAACGUCAAUAUGCAGGAAGGGUUUGUUCUAGCAGCGGAGGGGGAAUGCUGUACUAUGCUGUAGAUCUAUUGAUGCCAUAAGGGAUGCUGCAAGGUGUGCGGACAACUGGAGGACACUCGUUACUAGGCAUUGCCUCAACCCAACAACUGCGAAACGAGGCGAAACAACCUAACUUAACCCAACUCAAUCCAACCUAAUCAAACAAAACCAAGCAAAACUUUACCUCACCUAAUUUGACCUAACCUGAUACCAGCGAAACGAGAAGAAAACCGCGAAUCUCAGAGCCGUUUAGCCGAACAAGCAUAGUCAGCAAAGAGAAUCAAGGAAAGCCCGUGUUUACAUGCAGUGUAUGUAUUGCAUCACGUAGGAACGAUUUAUUUGAGUGACCGCGUUAUUCUUGUGUUGGAUGUGAAAAUUCCCGCUUAUAGUUGUUUGGUAUUAAAAUGAAACGCUUUGCGCUGUCCGUCGCUGGCGCCUCGACAUUUCACUAAUAGUGCUGUCACACCUUACUCCGUCCUCACCACGUCCUGACAAUUUUGUCAGGGCGUGGUGAGUAGCGGGUGGACGUAUUGGUGACGCAGUGUGGACUGCAAGGACAGCAAAGACGUGGACCAGUUUUGAUUCUGCUCAUAAUUUACGUAGCUAGAGCGUGGUCGAUUUAGGACAGGGCGAUAACCGUUUGCUGACGUAGUACUGACGUAAUGCUGACUACCUUGACAUACUAGUGACGCAGCGAGGACGUGGUUGAGAGGGUGGUGACUUAGCAAGGACGGGAAUAAGUUGCCGCUACGCAACCAUUUCGAGCAUUCCACAUUCAUGCAAUUAAGACUGCGUCACUCUAUACUGAGUCCCCGUCAAGACAUUGCUGGGUCAGUACUCUGCUCAUUCACGUGCUUGCUACGCUGCGUCGGUCAGUACUACGCUGGCACCAGGUCACCCACAAGUUAGCGCAAAGUCAAUACCGGGUCAUUGAUAGGUUUUCACCUUGUCUGCCGGAAAGUUUAUAUAGGAGCGGGAACCUUCUCUUCUCAGUUCGGUUCCUCACCAUGAACCGUCAACAAAUCAUGUACCAGAUAAUCCUGCCUGGAUGCUGACUCUGCUGCUGUUAUGCCGGCCAGAAGGAGACAAGGCAGAACAUGUUGGGUCAGAGACUGGUUGCAUCAAGAAAGCAGACUCCUGUUUGGUCACUGCCACAGACUGAUGGAAAAUUCGAGGUUACAUGAUGAGGCCUCAUUCUUCAACCUUCUCUGCUGUGUGACGCAUGACGGGUGCCGCAUCACACUGACCUGACGCGUGUCUACUGGGAACUUAUUGCACGGUGGGGAAACGUGGUGAGUACCAAAAGAGCUUGGCACGCGCCUGAUCACUCGCUUGAUAUCCACGUAGUGCGAACCAAUUGGACGUGGUGAUAACUCAGCAGUGACCGGAUUGGUGACCAGUAAUGGCUUGGCAGCAGCAUAGUGGUGGGUCCAUUUCCCUUUCUCAACACAUCCUCACCACAAGAAAAGAAAAAGAAAUAGAUAAAUAAAAAAAAAAUAGAAAAAGAAAAGUCCUGAAAACUAUUGAGAGCGUGGUGAGAACUUGGUGCGCGUAUAGUGAGGAGCCUAGUGUGUGUGUGUGUGUGUGUGUGUGUGUAACGCUUGCCUUCAGUUUUAGGGAUACAUUAAUUUUAUUCGUAUUUUGUGGAUGUGUUUGUGUCUAGAUGACAUUUUUCUUUCCGUGUUAUUUAAUUUUCUUUUCCCUUCCUCCAUUCUGUUCCUUCCUUCCUUCCUUUUUGUCUUUCGUCUAACCCGUCACUUUUCCUUUUUUCCUGUUUCUCUCUCUUUCCCUUUCUUCCUCUUCCUUGUUUACAUUCCCAUCUUCCUUCCUUCCUUCCUUCCUUCCUUCCUUCCUUCCUUCCUUCCUUCCUUCCUUCCUUCCUUCCUUCCUUCCUUCCUUCCUUCCUUCCUUCCUUCUCUCUCUCUCUCUCUCUCUCUCUCUCUCUCUCUCUCUCUCUCUCUCUCUCGGCGACGUUUUUUUUCUCUCCAACUUUGCUUUUUGACCGUCUAUGAACAAACAGCUACGAUUUAUUUCUCUUUGGUUUACUUUUUGCUCUUUCGCCUAUACAAAGUUUUUUUUCUUGUAUACGUAUUAUUAUUAUUAUUAUUAUUAUUAUUAUUAUUAUUAUUAUUAUUAUUAUUAUUAUUAUUAUUAUUAGGCGGUUCAAACUGGGAAGGAAAAGUUUUGCUGUCAGACGAUGUACGAUAACGUUGUGUUUUGCUGUAUGACUGACUGCCGCGCCACCUCGUGUUUCCUUCUUCCUCGCCCUGUCCCCGCCACCAUGCCACGCCUCACUAGGGUGUGUGGGGGAGCCGAGGAACACUUAGGUAUAUCCUUUCACAAUCAUCAGUGGGAAUUAGUGCCAUGUGACCGCGAUGUUGCGCCGCUUUACAAUUUUCAGUGAGGUCGUUGACACCAAUAAAAGAUAUUCACUGA